This is a messenger RNA of Chaetura pelagica (chimney swift), 1478 nucleotides long. It is a transcript of the gene ZBTB8B, whose product is annotated as zinc finger and BTB domain containing 8B. The record is from RefSeq and is a predicted model, not a curated record. The coding region runs from base 1 to 1341 and encodes 446 amino acids. Gene Ontology annotation, cellular component: nucleus. Lineage: Eukaryota; Metazoa; Chordata; Aves; Apodiformes; Apodidae. Gene Ontology annotation, biological process: regulation of transcription by RNA polymerase II. The transcript is spliced from 4 exons. Gene Ontology annotation, molecular function: protein binding; DNA-binding transcription factor activity, RNA polymerase II-specific; RNA polymerase II cis-regulatory region sequence-specific DNA binding.
AUGGAGAUGCAAUCGUACUACGCCAAGCUGCUGGGAGAGCUGAACGAGCAGCGCAAGCGGGACUUCUUCUGCGACUGCAGCAUCAUCGUGGAAGGGAGGAUCUUCAAAGCGCACAAAAACAUCUUGUUCGCCAACAGCGGCUACUUCCGAGCCCUGCUCAUCCACUACAUCCAGGACAGCGGGCGCCACAGCACCGCCUCGCUGGACAUCGUCACCUCCGAAGCCUUCUCCAUCAUCCUGGACUUCCUUUAUUCCGGGAAGCUGGAUCUCUGCGGGGAAAACGUGAUCGAGGUGAUGUCCGCAGCCAGCUAUUUGCAGAUGACCGACGUGGUCAACUUCUGCAAGACCUACAUAAGGUCGUCGUUAGAUAUUUGCAGGAAAAUUGAGAGAGAAGCUGCUUUCUACCAGGCUGACAGCGGGAGCGCCGGCUCUGCCAGAGAGGGCACCUCGUACAGCUCCAAGAGCCAGUGCUCGGCCCCUGCCUCUUCCCUGCAGGAGAAGGAGAGGGUCUCGGAUUGCCAGAGGGAUCCCCCCUGCGGGGAGUGCAGCGGCUGCCACCCCCUGGAGCUGGUGGGCAGGGGCCCCGCAACGCGCCUGCCACAAUAUCCCACCCCCCUGUCCCUGGAGCAGAUGGAAGAGGGGCUGCACGGCGGGCAGGCCAUGGACCUGGCCUGCAAUAAUUACCACAUGAAACAAUUCCUAGAGGCCCUGUUGCGCAACAGCUCGGCUCAGAGAAAGGAUGAUGUGGUUCAUCACUUUGUCCGGGGCUUUGAGGGUAGGCCAGAGGAUGCAGGGGUAGCCAUGAGUUCCAUGAUGGACAUUCACAGCGACUGGUAUGGUGAGGACACAGGUGAUGUGUUAGUUGUGCCCAUCAAGCUUCACAAGUGUCCGUUCUGCCCCUACACGGCCAAGCAGAAGGGGAUUCUCAAGCGGCACAUCCGCUCCCACACCGGGGAGAGGCCCUAUCCCUGCGAGACCUGCGGGAAGCGCUUCACGCGGCAGGAGCACCUCCGGAGCCACGCUCUGAGUGUGCAUCGAUCAAAUAAGCCAAUCAUCUGUAAAGGCUGCAGGAGAACAUUCACCAGCAGCUUGUCCCAAGGGUUACGACGCUUUGGUUUGUGUGACAGCUGCACCUGUGUGACCACCACGCACGAGGACUCGAUGCCCAUCAACCUCAGCCUGAUGGAGCCUUCAUCAGAGGGCCAAGAGAAGGGGGAUGCUGAUAAUGAUUGGCCCAUCUAUGUGGAGUCUGGAGAGGAAAACGAUCCUGCUGAUGAUGAGGAUGGUGACGACAAGCAGGAAAUCCACAGGAGUUUAUCAGACCGAGAAACACUGAUGUAGCAGUGGAGGAGAGGGGGAGGAUUGAAAGAGUCUCCCUGGCAGUGGUUGGUCUGCAACAGACAAGUGCAUAUCUGCCCAGUUAGUGAGGCUGUGCUGGGUUUUAUUAUUCCUUUUUUUUUUUUUUUAAUAGAAGAGUG